Messenger RNA from Seminavis robusta, 534 nucleotides. The record is from the annotation of a GenBank genome assembly. Lineage: Eukaryota; Bacillariophyta; Bacillariophyceae; Naviculales; Naviculaceae.
AUGGCAGAAGAUUGGGCGUUAUUGGCGGACGAAGUGGACGACGAGGACGACGUUUUGAUUGGAAAGAUUGAUUGCACCAAGGAACACUCUAGAAAUCUUUGUUUGCAAUUUGGUGUCACGAGCUAUCCAACACUCAAAUACGGAGACAUUAUCAAUCUACAAGACUAUCAGGGAGCACGAGACUUGGACGAGUUUCGAGAAGUCGUCGAAGACGACUUAAUGGCGGGACCACUCUGUAGUGUGAGCAAUCCACAGUUGUGCGAAUUUUCCAAACGACAGAGUAUUGAGGAUUUGAUCCAUAUGGGAUUGCCAAAGUUGAACCAGGAAAUUGAAAGAGUGGAGAAAACCACUGCCAGAUUGGAAGGAGAGAAGGAUAAAUUCGUCAACAACCUCAGAGACAAAUACUCCAAAGGAAAUGCAGAAAAGGAAAAAAACAAAAAGGAACUCCAACAAGGUCUGGACUUGAUGAAGGCGUGUCUGGUCCUUAAGAAAACGCAUCAUCAACAACAAAAACCAGCCAAGGACGAGUUAUAG